Lolium perenne is the source of this 1508-nucleotide messenger RNA. Its product is annotated as acyl-[acyl-carrier-protein] desaturase 7, chloroplastic. Gene Ontology annotation, cellular component: chloroplast stroma. NCBI's taxonomy places the organism in Eukaryota, Viridiplantae, Streptophyta, Magnoliopsida, Poales, Poaceae. Gene Ontology annotation, molecular function: stearoyl-[ACP] desaturase activity. The record is from RefSeq and is a predicted model, not a curated record. Gene Ontology annotation, biological process: fatty acid metabolic process.
UAUGUGACGCUGCUUCCUCUCAUCUGAUAGGAACGAAGACUCAGCGGCGGCGGCAACAGAAGCAGCAACCAUGUUAGCUAGGUUCGGCUACACGUCGUCAUGCAAACCAGCCAGCAGCAGCAGCUACUGCUGCAAGCCAUCAGCGACGAUGAACACCUGGAGGUGUCGGAGCGCGGUGAGUAGCAGGGGAGGAUCGACGGCCAUGGUGGCCGCCCGGCGGGAGGAGGAGGAGGAAUGGCGGAGGUAUCUGGCGCCGGAGAGGCUGGAGGUGCUGGCGCACCUGGAGCCGUGGGCUGAGGCGCACAUGCUGCCGCUGCUGAAGCCGGCGGACGAGGUGUGGCAGCCGUCGGACAUGCUCCCGGACGCGGCGGCGCUGGGCGCGGACGGGUUCCACGCUGCGUGCUUGGAUCUCCGCGCCAGGGCGGAGGGCGUGCCGGACGCGCAGCUGGUGUGCCUGGUGGGGAACAUGGUGACGGAGGAGGCGCUCCCCACGUACCAGAGCAUGUCGAACCGCUUCGAGGCCACCCGCGACACCACGGGCGCCGACGGCACCGCGUGGGCGCGGUGGAUCCGCGGCUGGUCCGCCGAGGAGAACCGGCACGGCGACGUGCUCAGCCGCUACAUGUCCCUGUCCGGCCGGCUGGACAUGCGGCAGGUGGAGCGCACGGUGCACCGCCUCAUCGCGUCCGGGAUGGCCAUGCACGCGCCGGCGUCGGCCUACCACGGCUUCGUCUACGUGGCCUUCCAGGAGCGCGCCACCUCCAUCUCCCACGGCAACACGGCGCGCCAGGUGGGCGCGCACGGGGACGUGGCGCUGGCGCGCAUCUGCGGCGCCAUCGCGGCCGACGAGAAGCGGCACGAGGCCGCGUACACCCGCGUGGUGGCAAAGAUCUUCGAGGUCGACCCGGACGCGGCCGUGCGCGCCAUGGCGUACAUGAUGCGGCGCAGGAUCACCAUGCCGGCCGCGCUCAUGGACGACGGGCGCGACGCCGACCUCUUCGCGCACUACGCGGCCGCCGCGCAGCAGGCCGGGGUGUACACGACGUCCGACUACCGCGGCAUCCUGGAGCACCUGAUCGGGCAGUGGCGGGUGGAGGAGCUGGCGGAGGGGCUGUCCGGCGAGGGGAGGCGCGCGCGGGACUACGUGUGCGCGCUGCCGGAGAAGAUCCGGAGGAUGGAAGAGAAGGCGCACGACAGGGCGGGCAGGGCGCGCAAGGAGCCCACGCCGGUCCCGUUUAGCUGGAUCUUCGAUAGGCCUGUCAGUGUCGUCAUGCCUUGAUUCCAACGGGCUCUCUCGACAUGCUGCUGGUCCAGCGAGUGAGACAGCUUUGGCCCAAUAAGCUACAGAAUAAGUUUGAAGGAAGGCGACAUCUUUUCUGUUUCUGUAGGACAAAGAUGGUUGACUUCUUCUUUUCCUGUCAGUGCUAUUUUUUCUUGAUUGGUGUGACAAGUUCUCUGUGUAGUGACUGUUAUUUUACUAUGUACAUAUGCAUAUAGUAUGUUUUUAA